AUGAAGAACUCAACACUGUUUUCAAUGGCCAUUGCGGCUGCUAGCCUUGUCGGUGUCAACGGACAAGUCAGUGGAAAGAUAAAAGGAGAGCAAUGGCCUGUUGCCAAACCCGUCUUGAACGAGAUAAAAGGCCAGGGUUGCUGGAAAUCCAAUGGCAAUAUGACGCAGGUGUAUUCGGGACCCCUCACAACGUCUGGCAACUGCUGGGAUCGCUGCAAGAAGCAGUACGCUGUAUUCGCUCUACAGGCUGAUGCAUGUUACUGUGGUCAGCUUUACCCGCAAGAAGAUGAUCUGGUUGACGAUGACAAAUGUGACUGGGAAUGCCCUGGCUGGCCUUACGAGGCUUGCGGUGCACUGAAGAAAUACUAUUCCGUAUUCAACUCAGGAAAACAACUAGCACCCGACAACUACGUGGAGGAGAAGUCGACCUCAAGUGCUGCGCCCUCGUCAACCGAGGCCGCUUCCAGCACCGCCGCUGGCAGUGAUUCUUCUACCUCAACUCAAACCGACGAAGCAGCUGCAAGCUCGGAGGCGGCCCCCGAUGAUGAUAAGAAAGACGGCCCCAAUGUAGCCGCUAUUGCCGCCGGAGUUGUGGUGGGCGUUGUGGUGGUCGCUGCUAUUGGUGGCGGUGCCAUCUUCUUUGUUCGCCGCCGACGCAACGCAGAGAUUGAGGAGGAACACCGACGAAAUGCUGCUGUGAAUGCGUUCAUCAACGGCUCCAAGCCCCCAGGCAGCAGCGGCAGUAUCUCCAUGACCGAUUCCCGUCUUGAUCCAGUUAUGGCCCAUCGACGACUCAGCGAUGGCAGUAUCGCCGAUAACCAAGAUUAUUCCCGAAGAAUUCUACGGGUCACCAACGCUUAA
Molecule: messenger RNA, 861 nt
Organism: Fusarium venenatum
Lineage: Eukaryota; Fungi; Ascomycota; Sordariomycetes; Hypocreales; Nectriaceae
Source: RefSeq, a predicted model, not a curated record